ACAACCCAAAUUUCCCCCUCAACCCCUCCAACCCCCUCCAGACCCAAAUAUCUCCCUGAAAAUCGCACCGAGGAGCCCCAAACCCUCUCAGGGACCCUCCUAGGGCGCCAACAACCCCUCCACAGGACCCCAAAUGCCCCCGGAUGACCCCAAUCCCCCGUCCCGCAGCCCCCAAAUAACGCCUCUGUCUCUCUGCCCAGGCUCCCCCGGACCAUGUCCCGCUCGCCCCCAGCCCGGGGCUGGGCCCCCCCGCCGCCCCCGCACCGCCUGCGCUCCCUGGCGCGCUCCUGGCUGGACGAGGACGCGCCCUGGCCGGACGCGGCGGUGGCGACCGUGGGGGACAGCGCGGUCCGAGCGCAGCUGCUCAGCAAGGGCGGGGGGGACUCGGGGGGCGUCCUGGCGGGGGCCCCCCUCGCCGAGGCCGUUUUCGGGGUGUCGGGGUGCCGCCUCAGCUGGAGGGUGCCCGAGGGGGCGGCGCUGCCCCCCGGGCAGGUGUUGGUGGCCGAGGUGGAGGGUCCGGCCGCGGGGGUGCUGGCAGGGGAGAGGGUCGCCCUCAAUAUUCUGGGGCGCUGCAGAGGGGUGGCCUCGAUGGCCGCCAGGGCUGUGGGGGUGGCCCGGGCACAGGGAUGGGCGGGGGUCGUGGCGGGCACCCGAAAAACCACGCCCGGGUUCCGCUUGGCGGAGAAAUACGCGCUGGGGGUGGGGGGCGCUGACCCCCACCGGGGAGGUUUGGGGGGACUCCUCCUCCUCAAGGACAAUCACCGAGCGCUGGCGGCGGCAGCGGGGGGGCUCGAGCAGAUGAUUUUGGGGGUGCGCCAGGCCGGGGGCUUCACCUGCCGGUUGGGGGUCGAGUGCUCGAGUGCGGACGAGGCGCUGGCGGCUGCUGGGGCUGGGGCUGACAUCGUCCUGCUGGACAAGCUGGCCCCCCAGGAGCUGCACGCGGCGGCGGCACAGGUCAAGGCUGCUCAUCCCGGAGUGACAGUGGAGGCCAGCGGGGGCAUCGUUUUGGGGACCCUCCCUGAGUUUCUGGGGCCCCACAUCAACGUGGUGUCCAUGGGGUGUAUGACCCACAGCGCCCCCGCCCUGGACUUUGCGCUGCGGGUGCUGGAGCCCUAAAAUCCAUCCCCUGAGCCUAGGACCCCCAAAAUCCAACCUAGGACCCUAAAAUCCUGCUCUGGAAUCCCAAAACCCAACCUGAAAUGCCCAAAUCCAUUCUGGGGAGGGUGAAACCCACCAUGAACUCUGAAAUCCACUCUGGGAAUCCUCAAAUCCCAAGGCUCCCCCACUGUGAAGUCAGGCACUGAGUCCUCCCAGUCACAAGGGGGCGCCAAUUCUUGAGAGCUGCUCACAUCCUGGGACACACAAAAACCAUUUUGGACCCCAAAAUCUGUCUUGGAACCUCCUGAAUCAACCCUGGGACCUUAAAAGUCCACUCUGGGGCCCUCCAGAACCCAUCUUGGGACCCCCAAAUUCCCCCCGAGACCCCACAAAACCCACUCUGAGGAUC
Molecule: messenger RNA, 1507 nt
Organism: Oenanthe melanoleuca
Lineage: Eukaryota; Metazoa; Chordata; Aves; Passeriformes; Muscicapidae
Gene: QPRT
Product: quinolinate phosphoribosyltransferase
Exons: 3
Coding region: 214-1116 (300 amino acids)
Biological process (GO): NAD+ biosynthetic process; quinolinate catabolic process
Cellular component (GO): cytoplasm
Molecular function (GO): nicotinate-nucleotide diphosphorylase (carboxylating) activity
Source: RefSeq, a predicted model, not a curated record